Molecule: messenger RNA, 3522 nt
Organism: Symbiodinium sp. CCMP2592
Lineage: Eukaryota; Dinophyceae; Suessiales; Symbiodiniaceae
Source: the annotation of a GenBank genome assembly
AUGCGGGAGAACAACGUUCAGAAGACGCUGAUUCAUUGCAGCGGCGGAACUCCGGCGCAGUACGGGCUGGUUGACCUCGGGGUGCCUCGCUGGGGAUACCAGUUCGGCGUUAUGGUUCCUUCGGCAGAUUAUGCGACCGGCGUCUACCAGCAUAUCAUGACCUUCGAGAAUCGUCUUCCCAGCAGGAAGUUUGCAUUCUUCAGGAACACAGGGAAUGCAUUCACGGACUUCACCUGCGGCGAGUCGAUCGCACGGGCAAAAUCGUUCGGCUUUGUGGUUGAGGACAGCGAAAUCUUCGAGUUCACCACUGCAACGGCAGGAUGGGAAAGCACCCUCCUGGCCGGCGUGCAAGCCUUGAAGGCAUCCGGCACUGAUAUGCUGAUGGGGUGCACGUGGUUGGACGACGGCAUUGCUUUGCAGAAAGCUAUUGUCGCGGAGCGUCUCAACCUCAUUGCAAACAUCAUCCUGAUUGCGCCGACAACGGGACGUUGGCUCGUGGAAUUCCCGCGCGAUGAAAACGGCAAUUCGGACGGAGACUAUGUUCUGGCGCCCUCCCAGUGGCAUCAUACCCAGAACUUUACGGACUUCUCGUCGAUUGGGCCAACGCCGAGCUUCUUCAAAGAGUUCAAGAACGCGACAGGCACUGACCCGGACUACCUCCUCGCCUCCUGCACGACGGCGGGGAUCAUCCUCGAGAGGGCUGUCAGCCGGGUGACCUGGGGCAACUACACGGCGCUAGACAACUCUUCCCUGCAGUGCUCAUGCGACGUGGACCUUGAUGAGAAGAUCCGUCUGAUGGUGCGAGAUUUCGAGGAAGAGACCAUGUACGGACGAGUUCGCUUCGACAAGUUCAACCAGAAUGUUGGGCACGAGGCUGCCGUCAUCCAGGUGCAGAAGGGGAAGGAUCAGACUUCCGUGCUGCCCGAGGAUAAGGCAGAAUCUCGUAUCCAGUUCCCUAUUCCCACAUGGGAAGAGCGGCUGGCCUGUCCGCCCAACUGCACGGAUCCGAACAUCUUUAAGAUUGGUGUGAUCUCUCCAGCGUCCGGACCAGGUCCCAACUUCGACCGUGGCUUGCAGUGGUGGGCUAAUAAGGUCAACGCAGCAGGAGGCAUGCGCUCGCUGGACGGUCAGAUGCUGAAAGUCGAAUUGGUCUUCGCAGACACACAGAUGAACAGCGAGGUUGCUGCCAACAAGGCCAUUGAGUACUACUACACCCUGACAGACAACGUUCAAGCGAUGGUGAACACCUUUUUCGUCCACAACAUCGCCGUGAACGAUGCCAUGGCAGCCAACGAGAUCAACAAAGUGCUGCUGCACUGUUCUGGAGGCGAGCCGGACCAGUACGGCGUGGUGCAGAACCUUCAGGCGAAGCCUCGUUGGAGCUACGCCUUCGGCGUGAUGAUUCCAUCCUCCACCUAUGGCGCCGGCGUGUUCAAUUUCUUGGAGAAGCAGCUCCUCAAUGCGGACACGGAUCCCGUGCUCGGCAGCGUCGUCACCAGCACGAACGGCAAAAGGAUCGUCUUCUUCCGCAAUGUCGGCAACUCUUUUGCUGACUACACCUGCGGUGAGGCCAUCUCGCAGGCGGCAGCAGCAGGCUUGGAUGUCAAUAGCACCGACGUCUUCGAAUACAACACCUCCGACAACAGCUACAUAACCAAGUUUGGGGAAUGGGUCCGAGAGGCCAAGGCAAAAGGCAUUGGCAUGUCCAUGGGAUGCACCUGGGAGCAGGACGGCAUUGAGCUGCAGAGAGCGAUUAUUGCCGAGUCCUGGGAUCUUAUCCUCAAUGUCAUCCUUGUGGCCCCAGCAACGCAAGCGUGGCUGGAUGCGUUUCCGACAGAUGACCAGGGACGAUCCGACGGGGACUAUGUCUUGUGUCCGUCGCAGUGGCACCACACGCAGAACUUUGACGACACCUCGUCCGUCGGUGAUACUGACGCCUUCACAAGGGAGUUCCAGCAGGAGUACAGCGCUGACCCCGACUACCUGCUGGCCUCGUGCACGGCUGCGGGCAUUAUCAUCGAGAAUGCAAUGAGGUCGGUCAACUGGCUCGGGAGCCAGUCGUUUGAUGACAACAGCUUCCGCAUCGCUGUGCGGGAUCUUCGAGCGAACACGAUGUACGGCGGCGUUCGUUUCGACAACAUCAACCAGAAUGUCGGCCACGAUGCUGCGGUCAUCCAAGUGCGGCCCAGUGAUUGGCCUAGCAUCUCCGCAAGCCCAACGAUACAGACCUCGGUGCUGCCUGAGACGAACUCAGCCCGGAAUAUCAUCUUCCCGGCGCCGAAGUGGGAGUGGAGGCGUGGCUGCCCAAAGGAAUUCCCAGACAAUUCGGACAACUUCUCCUGCCAAGCAGAGAUCCCGGACGACCUGACCAUCUACUUCGUGAUCAUCAUUUGUACAGCCGUGCCGAUCCUGGCAGUGGUCUGCCUCUACGUCGGGCGAGUGUCGCACAACGUUCUUCGGAAGCGACGGGCCAAGUACAUCGACCAUUGGGUCAGCCUCUUAGAGGCAGCACUCUGGGAUCAGGAUGAGGAAGCCGUCAAGAAGGCAGAGACUGCGCUGCGCGGCUACAAGAGCAGCUGGAUUUGGGGGAAGAAUCCUCGCAUCGACACGAGCGAGCUGCGUCGGGAGCAGAGUCUGCAAGCUGGGGUCAGCGUGGCGUACCUGAUUUCGGACGAAUUCCUCGACACGGCGCUGCAAGCGACUGGCAUGAAGGAUCCGACCUUCCACGACCUGAAGCAAGCCUUCUUUAUGGGAGAGCGGAAAGUUGGUGCAGGCAAGAUUUGCCCGCGAGAUGGGAGACUUGGCGUGUCGCUGAUCGACACGUUGCCAAGGCAGCACCGACAGAAGUGCACUCACUUCCUCUCCUGGUCGUGGGCAUACACCGUCAGGCAAGUUCGAAGUGGUCUCGAGCUUUGGAUUGAGCGAAGUGGCUUAGAUCCAAGCCAGACCUUCUUGUUCAUGUGCUUCUUCGUGAACAAUCAGCACCGCAUUGUGGUCUCCGGGGAUGCCACAGGAAGCGACGACCUAGACUCGAUUUUUGAAGGCAACCUCUGCCGCAUUGGGAAGAUGGUGGCUUUGCUGGAUACCUGGCAGAGCCCAGUCUAUCUCACAAGGAUUUGGACUAUCUUCGAGCAGUACGUUGCAGUCACCCGCGAUAUCGAGGUGAAGAUCGUCUUACCGCGAGACGCCGAAGCCAAUCUCUUCAUGACCAUCCUGAAGGGAGCGGAAGGCAUCGCGCUGGUGAAAGAGUCCCUCUGUACCGUCGACUCCGCUUCGGCGGACGCCUGGUCCCCGCAGGACAAGGAGGCCAUCCAGAAGAAGAUUCUCGCCAGCUGUGGGUUCGACAACAUUAACGAGCAUGUCAGAAAAGUCAUGAUCAACUGGAUCGGCGAUGUUGUGAUCGGCGCGAUGAAGCGCGUCGUCAACGGCGAGGACAUUGCGGCCAGUGCAAAUCAGUGGAGCGGCAAAUUUGAGAACAACGAGCUGCCAUCGAGGGAAUCCACGUGGACGCACAUGCUGUAG